Molecule: messenger RNA, 1589 nt
Organism: Pseudo-nitzschia multistriata
Lineage: Eukaryota; Bacillariophyta; Bacillariophyceae; Bacillariales; Bacillariaceae
Source: the annotation of a GenBank genome assembly
GUCUAGUAUUGGCGAAUACUGUAUUAUCUAGAGCAACCGAACCUACCAUAGCACUCAGUACAUUUUAGAAGAAAGAAGUAGUGGCAACAGUAUGGCGUCUGAAAACACCGACGGGGCAACACUAAAAACGCCGGCAGCAGCAAGUUUUCCCGUAGAAGCCCGCGUCAUUCUCAAGGGCUUGGUCAAGGCCCCCCAUCUGAAUGGGAAAAGAGGAGUGGUUCGCUCUGGUCUCACCGAUGCCGGGCGCCACAACGUUUUCAUCCAAGACCUCGACAAAUCCGUGGGUCUUAAGCCCUCGAACUUAGAAUACGAACCGAUUUCACUGGACGAUCUAUCGGUGAAAGAGCUCAAACUCAUUCUCAAGUACAAAUGCCUGCAACCGAAGAAUUUGGCGGGUAUGGACAAGAGCGACCUGCGGGUCGAGGUCUCCUCGUCCCUUGGUGAGUCCGAGUCGCUUCCCAAACUCCUUGCCAAUGCAAAAGCCAACAAGGACGCAUUCAUCCCCACGACGACCACCCACAGCCAGGCCGCGGAUCAGCUGAGCAAGAUGUCCCCGGACCAGCUCCGGCAGCAGGCUAAGAUGAUGAGAACGAUGGACCCCGAUGUAGUGAGGCGGAUGAACCCGCAGCUGGCAAACGCCUCAGACGAGCAGCUUAGAAUGGCGGCAGAUCGAAUGGAAAUGAUGGCCAACAAUCCGGAGAUGAUCAAGAUGGCAGCAGCCCAGAUGAGGGGAAUGGGUCCCAAUCCCAACGCAGCAGCAACAACUUCCAAUUCUUCGAGGUCAGCAGCAGAAAUUCCCACCGCAUUUCCCACACCGACCGCCUCCCAGACCAAGCAGGCCGCGGACAUGAUGAAAAACAUGACCCCGGAACAGUUUCGGCAGCAAGCCCAGAUGCUCAAAACGAUGGAUCCAGAUGUGAUCCGGCGGACGAAUCCUCAACUGGCCCACAUGUCGGAUGCCCAGAUCAAAAUGGCGGCGACCCAGUUCGAGAUGAUGGCGAACAAUCCAGCGAUGAUGAAAAUGGCCAUGGACCAGAUGAAAAACACCAGCCCCGAACAGCUUGAAGCCAUGAGAAAGGGGCAGAUGCCGGCAACCGCUACAACCCCGGGUGGUGUGCCGUCGCAGGCCAACAUGGCUCAGAUGGGAGCCGAUCCAUCCGAGAUGCUGGCCGGCAUGGACAAGAAACAGCUCAAGGAAAUGCUCAACACCGUGAAGGACAACCCUGAAAUGAUGAAGCAAUUCGCGGACAUGACAGGAAUGAGCGAGGACCAACUGCGUCAGGGAGUUGAGAGUUUUGCGGGGAUGGACGACUCGAAACUGGAAGCAGCCCUCACCAUGAUGAAGACCGCGCAAAAGGCUAAGGAUGCCUGGGCGCAGGCCGAUGCGAAAGUCGGCGGCAAGCUGAAACACAUUCUAAUCGCUUCGGCGGUCGCGUUUCUUGGAUGGAUCGUUUGGUACUUUUUCUUGAGAACGGCUGCGGUGGAUGCUCCUCGGGUGUUUGCCGACCUCCACCAACAACACGCAACAGAAGAUAUCAUCGAUGACGACCCGAACAGCGAAUUUUAAAGACGCGUUAAAGACUUUUCCA